CUUUGAUAGAUCACUCCAAUGUUAUCUCCUAUGCUCGCAUACUAUCUUUACAACUUAUCAUAACGGUUCUAUGAUUAUAGUUUACUUGGGCACAUAGUAAGCACUACGUGUAACCUUUACAAUAUAACGAAAUACAUCAUGCAGCAUGAAUGUAUACUUGUUUUUGGGUGCUCAGAUAAGUUGGCAAACUCUGGUUUGAAAGCCGAUGAAAGGGCAAUCGCAGCACAAGGCAUCCCCAUGAGAGCAGUCUCCACUGGUUCAGCUAUACGAAAUGGAGAAACCCAUGUAGAAAAUCUUCCAGCAGCAUGUUUGAUCCCUGAAGAUGAAAUUGAUCUUGCCAUUCGCGAAAUAGACUGCAAAGCGAUAAAGAUUGGUGCCUUGAUUUCCGAGAAAUCAAUUCAAAUUGUGUCCAGUACCUUGCAGCAAAACAAGCAAUUGAUGUCAGUCAUAGACGUCGAGCCUUUCUUCAAAGCAAGCCCUACGCCUAAGCCUGAAGAAAUCACAGCACUCAGGAAGGAUAUACUGCCAUUUAUAAAUAUCCUUUCUGCAACAGUUCCUGAAGUCAAGGCACUGUUAGACGAAGCUGGCAUCUUAAUCGAUUACCCAAAAAGUAUUCAAGAUGUAAUAUCGAUGGCAAAUACCUUACGAAGUUUAGGACCCAAAUACGUGAUUAUAAAAAGAGAGAUCUUCGACGAGGGUGAUGGGACGACGACACUGCAUUUCGUUUUAUGCGGGGAUGCAGAGCCUCUAAUAGUGGCUUCCCGCUUUGAAAAUCCGAAAAGGUUAUUUGGAGCAAGCUAUUCCAUCCCUCCGGCGAUUACGGCAUACCUAGCUAAAGGAUAUGGUGUUCCAGAAGCAGUGUCUGCAGGCUUUAAGUUCGCCGAAGAGAUGCUUAAAGGAGGACAAUAUUUUGAUUGA
Molecule: messenger RNA, 918 nt
Organism: Trichoderma asperellum CBS 433.97
Lineage: Eukaryota; Fungi; Ascomycota; Sordariomycetes; Hypocreales; Hypocreaceae
Biological process (GO): thiamine biosynthetic process
Cellular component (GO): cytosol
Molecular function (GO): phosphomethylpyrimidine kinase activity; hydroxymethylpyrimidine kinase activity
Source: RefSeq, a predicted model, not a curated record